CAGGGAAUUAAAGGAAUGGCAGCCGAAGUUGUGCUUACUUUUGCUGCGGAGGGAAUACUGAAGAAGGUGCUUUCACUUGCUGAGAAACAAUUCAGUCUUGCAUGGGGUUUCAAAGCUGAACUUCAAAAGCUUAGAGAGUCAUUCACUACCAUUGAACUUUUAUUGAAUGAUGUUGCCCACAAACCACAAGCUCCGGCAAUAGAGGAAUGGGUGAAGAAACUCAAAGGCGUAGCUGAAGAUGCUGAGGAUGUCUUGGAUGAAUUCAAGUACGAAGUUGAUCGGCGUAAAGUCGAAAUCCAAAACCAUAUGAAGAGAAAGGUUCUGAACUUCUUUUCACUCUCCAAUCCACUUGCAUUUCGUCUUCAAAUGGCGCAUAAAAUUCAGAAGAUCAAUGCAUCCUUGGUGGAUCUCGAGAGGAAAGCAUCUCCUCUUGGACUAGUUUCCAGGAAUACAGAUGCAACCUCUCAGGUGAUUAGAUGGGAUAGACAAACCAACGCAUUCUUUGGCAAAGAUGAAAUACCCGUUGGAAGGAAAGCUGAUGUGUCAAAAAUAGUCACAACCUUGACCGACUCCAAAUACAAUCAAGAAAAUCUUGCGGUCAUGGCGAUUGUGGGUAUGGGAGGCCUCGGAAAAACAACAUUGGCCAAGUCAGUUUACAAUGAGGAUUCGAUAGACAAGUUUUUUGAAAAAAAAAUUUGGAUUUGUGUAUCCGACGCUUUUGACGUCAAUGUCAUCCUACAUCAAAUGUCAGAACAGCUUAAUCGGGUAAAAGCCCAUUCUAAAGAUAAUCAGCAUACUCUGCUUUUGUCCCUUGAUGAAGAGUUGAAAGAAAAAAAAUACUUACUCGUACUUGAUGACGUUUGGAACAAAGAUUCCAAACUAUGGGAGAGUUUCAUGGAAUGUUUGUCAAAGCUUAGUUCUGCUAAAGGCUCCAAAAUUAUUGUCACCACUCGCGAAGAUGAAGUCGCAUCAAUCUCAGAAAAGCUACUUCCGCGACAUAAAUUGGGAAAACUUUCUGUGGAUGAAUGUUGGUCCAUCAUGAAAAAUAGAGCUUUCACCAAUAACAGUGAUCCUAAGUUUGAUACAAUUGGAAGGGAGAUUGCUGAAAAUUGCGGUGGUGUUCCAUUGGUGGCAAAGGUUUUGGGAGGCAUGUUGCGCACUAAAAAAAGCAUUGAAGAAUGGUCGUUGUUUAAAAACAGUAGAAUAUGGAACAACUUACCAAAAGGAGAAGAUGGAAUUAUGCCAGUCCUGAGGUUGAGUUUUGACAAUUUAGAAUCACCAUCAUUGAAGCAAUGUUUUGCAUAUUGCUCAAUGUUCGAGAAAGACUUUGAAAUUCAAAGAGACAACUUGAUUCAACUUUGGAUGGCUCAAGGACUACUCCGAGCUUCGCAUGACGAAAGUAAAGAUAUGGAGGACACAGGCAAUGAGUAUUUUGAUAUUCUAUUGCAGAGCUCCUUGUUUCAAGAUGCUACGAUGGGUGACAAUGGCAUUGUUACCAAAUGCAAGAUGCAUGAUCUUGUGCACGAUUUGGCAAAACUUGUGUCCAAAUCUGAAAGCUUGAUGGGAGACUUAUGUAGCAGAGAUAAUACACUUGAGUUUCGACAUGUUGCUCAGGUUUCUACUUCUACACUGGAAAAGAUCGCAGCAAGAAGUGCUAAGAAAUUACGGUCACUGUUUUCGGACAACGGUGAAGUUCCUGCUAACAUUCUUCCACGGUUCAAAGCUUUACGCGUCUUGAAUUUAUGGAAUGCUAAUAUUGAAGAACUUCCAGUUUCAGUUGGUAAGCUGAAACACUUAAGGUAUCUUGACAUUUCUGAAACAAGAUUCAAAGCACUCCCCAAAUCUGUAGGCAAGCUCUAUAACCUUCAGACAUUAAGAGCAAUGAAUUGUGCCCUUGAAGAGUUUCCGAAAGAACUGCAAAACUUGAUCAACCUGAGACAUAUUUAUUUUGAUGAGGAUAUCAAAUUCCCACAAGGGAUAGGACGGUUGACUUGCCUUCGAACAUUACCUUACUUUCCAGUGGGUAAUGAGAUUGGUCGUCGAAUUGAAGAGUUGGCUGGCUUGAAACAAUUGAAGGGUGAAUUAAUUGUUUGUAAUUUGGAGCACGUAAAGAAUGGAGAAGAAGCAAAGAAAGCUAAGUUAGAGGAUAAGACGAAACUACACCAUUUGAGCUUCAAUUGGACUGAAGAUAGGUCAACAACUGACAACAACGAGGAGGAAGAUGUCCUAGAAGGCCUUCGACCACAUCUUGGGUUGGAGAGCUUAACUAUUAUAAACUUCAUGGGCGAUAAGUUUCCAACGUGGAUGAUGAUGAUGAGUGGGUUGAAGAAGAUUGAGUUACUUGGAUGCGACAAAUGUGAAGUAGUCCCACCGCUCGGUCAUCUACCCAAUCUUACGGAGCUUAAUAUUAGAGGAAUGGCUAGCUUGAAAUGUGUUGGAGCUGAGUUCUAUGGUUAUGAUCUUGUAGCCACGACAAGUAAGGAGAUGAUUACUUUAUUUCCAAAGUUAAAAGUAUUACAUAUUUCUGAGUGUGAUGAUCUAAAUGAAUGGAAGCAAGUACCAACAACGUCAGGAAAAAAGGUUGUGGUUUUUCCUUGUCUCGAGAUGUUGACCGUAGAAAAUUGUUCUAAAUUGAACAAUGCUCCGAGUGAUUUUCGAUUUCCCCAAAAGUUGGAGAUGUCUUCUUGUGAAGGAUUGUCGCGCCUACCGAGUGGGUUAAAGAGAUGCACCUCUCUCCAGAAAUUGAGUAUAGAGAAUUGCGAUGGAUUAUCAGGCCCAUUAAGUUUAGGGGCCUCUCUCUUGGAAGUGAGUAUAGGGAAUUACAAUGGAAUAUCAGUCCCAUUGAGUGCAGGGGCCUGUCUCGUGGAAUUGACAAUACGGAAUUGCAAUAAUCUGACAUCAAUUGAAAUUAAAGGCAGCGGGUCCCUCACCGACUCUCUUCAGAAAUUGACAAUCUGUGAUUGCAAUGAAUUAUCAAGCAUACCUGCUCUUCCACAACAAUGUCCCUCCCUUCAGGAAUUGGAGAUAAGUAGAUGCCCAAAGCUAUCAUCGUUUGGUGUCAAAAGUAGCAGAGUUGAGAAGGAGGAGGAGUGCAUUAGCCUACAAUCUACUUCAGACUUGCGCACCAUGACCUCCCUUCGACUUCUGAGUAUUGAAUAUUGUGAAAGAUUAGAAAGUUGGGUGAGCAGCCUACAAUUCCCACUCUCUCUUGAGACGCUGGAAAUACAUGUUAUGCCUAAUUUACACAUUCUUCCAAGUUUAGACAACCUCAGUUCUCUCCGUACUUUGUCGAUUGUAAAUUGGCGAAACCUAAAAUAUCUGCCAACGGGGCUACAGUGGCCCACUGGCUUGGAGAUUUUGUUUGUCGGUGGGUUCUGGGAGGAGCUCGAUUCCUUCCCUGAUUUUGAAGUUGGAUCAUUAAUGCAUCUUACAAGGUUAAGGUUGUAUGGUUGGCCUAAGCUCAAGUCUCUGCCUCAACAAAUUCAACACCUCACUUCUCUAACAUCUUUGUGGAUAUGUUCAUUUGAGGGAGUGGAGACUUUGCCAGAAUGGUUGGGUAGCCUUACAUCCCUUAAAUGGCUGGAGAUUAGAGAUUGCAAGAAUCUGAAGAAUUUACCAAGUGUCCAAGCUAUGCAACGCCUCACCAAAUUAGAAAACUUGUGGAUUUUUGGAUGUCAUCCCCUUUUAGAGGAAAGAUGCAGGAGGGACAGAGGCACAGAUUGGCCUAAGAUUUCUCACAUUCCACAAAUCAUAAUACUCUCAUUGUGAGACAAGAGUUGGAUUGAAGCUAUGCAACGCCUUGUGAUACUACAAGAAAUGUGUAUUGGGAAAACCAAAUUUCAUAGUGUGCAAGGCCACACUUCUCCGCGAUUACUUGUAUUCCAGUUUUAUGUACAAACGACUCCAAAUGGCUCAAACUUUCGCAUUGAAAUUAAGUCAUUGCCAUCUAUAUUUCUUUUGGUAUGCUGUGGCGUUUUUCAUGAUGCUCGAUAGCUGUAAACUGACUCCAGGUAAAAGAAUCUUCAAUUACUCAAUAAUUUUCAAGCCUGCAAUUCCCACUCUCUCUUGAGACGCUGACAAUAAGAGACAUCACGAAUUUAGAGAGUCUUCCAAGUUUAGACAGCCUCCAUUCUCUCCGUUAUUUGGAAAUCGGUGGGUUCUGGGAGGAGCUCAAGUCUCUGCCUCAACAAAUUCAACACCUCACUUCUCCUUUUUAAAUCAUACAGCAGUUGAAUCGAUGGUAGGCUGUACCUUACCAAAUUUCAUGGUGCGCAAGGCCACAGUUCUCCAAGAUUAUUUCUAUUCCAGUUGUAUGUACAAACGACUCCACAGGGCUCCAACUUCUGCAUUGAAAUUAAUCCAUUGGCAUCUAUAUUUGUUUUGGCAUGCUGUGGUGUUUUUCAGGAUGCUUCAUUGGUGCAAACUGAGUCCAGAAAUUAGGUAAAAGAAUCUUCAGUUGCUAUGCUAUAUGAUAUUUCCAAGCAUUGUACUAUCAGUUGAAAAGUUUAAAUCUGCUAGAAGGUCUGCAAUAAUUCAAGAAAUUGAAAAAAAAAAAAAAAAAGAAAGGGCCAUUGGCAGGUUCUGGGAGGAGCUCAAUUUCUAUCCUGAUGUUCAAGUUGGAUCACUGGAACUUGAAUCGUUACAUUUGAACAGGUGGCCAUUGCUCAAGUCUCUGCCUCAUCAAAUUCAACACUUCACUUCUUUAACUGCUUUAUGUAUCGACUAUUUGAGGGAGUGAAGGCUUUACCAGAGUGGUUGGGUCGAAGCCAUGCGACACCUCGCCAAUUUACUUCGCACUGAACUAAGCAACGACGCUCUUACUCGAAUGUGCAGUAGGUGCAAGCAGAGUCUAGCUUCUACUUGCUGAUGGCACUAAGUUGGAUCAUGCAAUUUCUCAAAUGUCUAGUGGGGAUGCUGAGAAAUAUACGAUGCCAACGAAUUUGGACUUAAUUGUUCAUCCUUCAGCGGAUUAUCCUUCGUUCCACAGGCCCAGACUUGUUUCUCUUUGUGAUUUUAAUUCACCAACUCGUCUCAACUGGCAUUUCUUCGUUAGCUUCGAUUGACAAUCGAAAGUUACAACUUCCGACGAACCAGAGGACCUGUGGAGUUUCUCGAUUAGUGGCAUUGUGAAUCUGAAAGUGUUGAACCAUUUUCAAUUUUUUUGUUUCUCACCAAAUUCUUUUCAACUGGAUUGUUUCUUCAAUAUGUUAGAAGGAUUAAAAUUUGUUGUCUAUAAUUUUCUUAAGUUGUUUUGGUAUAAUAUUUGUAAGGGGAGCAUUGGGAUUCCGAUCAAAACACUUGCAUGGAUUCUCCCUACGUAUAAUCACGAUAAAAAUUUUAUAAUCGCGAUUGUUCAAUUUUUGUAUCAUAUUAAUGAUAAACCAUCCAUUUAUGUCA
This is a messenger RNA of Pyrus x bretschneideri (Chinese white pear), 5397 nucleotides long. RefSeq names its product putative disease resistance protein RGA4. NCBI's taxonomy places the organism in Eukaryota, Viridiplantae, Streptophyta, Magnoliopsida, Rosales, Rosaceae. The record is from RefSeq and is a predicted model, not a curated record. Bases 16 to 3768 code for a protein of 1250 amino acids. Gene Ontology annotation, biological process: defense response to other organism. Gene Ontology annotation, molecular function: ADP binding. The transcript has 10 exons.